AGGGACUGUUGCAAUCGCCUAUCUAUUAUGUCAGCAAAGCCUUGCAUGAUGCCGAAUUACGUUAUCCCCCGAUGGAAAAAAUAACAUUUGCGCUGGUCUUUGCUGCACAGAAAUUACGACCUUAUUUUCAAGAACAUUCCAUAACUGUCCGCACUUCGUAUCCACUUCUACAAAUCCUGCACCGACCUGAUACCUCGGGACGCAUGGUCAAAUGGGCCAUUGAGCUCGGACAAUUCGACAUCCAUUAUCAACCGAGGACCGCGAUCAAGGCUCAAGCCUUAUCUGACUUCAUCGCCGAGUUCACUCCGGCCAUAACAGUUCAUCGUGAUAAUCAACCAUGGGCCCUCUAUAUUGAUGGAUCCUCAACAGCCAACCGAGCAGGUGUAGGGAUAGUUUUAGCUGACCCGGAAAACCGGUUAUUCUGUCACUCGGUAAAGUUUCUCUUCCCGGCAACCAACAAUGAAGCCGAAUACGAAGCCUUGCUAUCCGGAUUGAAUUUGGCGGAAUCCAUGAACGUGAGGCACCUUAAAGUCUUCUCGGACUCUCAACUCCUUGUGAACCAAAUCAAUGGUUCAUAUAAAGUCAAAGAACCUCGGUUGACACCUUAUCUCUCUUUGGCCAAACGGAAAUUAUCAAAAUUUUCCGCCGACCUCGAACAUAUCCCCCGAACUCUUAAUGUUCGAGCAGAUGCCUUAUCUCGGCUGGCAUCCAGUACAGGGAUGGAAAGCGCGGAGUAUGUCCAAAUUGGCCAGCAAGAGCAACCGUCGACUGCACUUUUCGAGGUCGCAGCUAUCGAUCCGGUGACGCCACAAAAGCCACCGACUUGGAUGGAUCCUAUUAUUCAUUAUUUGGAAACUGGGGCCCUGCCCCCAGACCCAAAAGAAGCUCGUGCACUUCAGAUCCGAGCAGCUCGGUACACAUUGGACAAUAGAACUUU
Messenger RNA from Striga hermonthica, 937 nucleotides. The record is from the annotation of a GenBank genome assembly. Lineage: Eukaryota; Viridiplantae; Streptophyta; Magnoliopsida; Lamiales; Orobanchaceae.